AUGGCCGCUCAGCUUCAAGCGUUACUGCGCUUCCUCUCGCAAGAUGCCAAAGUCCCGCUCGCAUCUGCAAUGGGCAAGAUCAAAGACCUUCAAGCAGCCGGACUCCAGAACGUGGACGAUAUAUCAACCUCAAAUCUGGAGACUUUACAAUCUAUCUUUAAGGAUGGCAAAAUCGCAAAGCAAGUUCACAAUGCAGCGAAACGAGUGGCUAAGGAAGGGGUCCAGAAACGCGGAGCGUCAGAUGACGGCCAGGCCACAACAGACAAGUCAUCCUCAACAACUAAGAAGAUGAAAUUUUCCAAUGAAUCUGGAGGAAAUCGUACACCCUACGAAAUUGAAUACUCCCUCACCCUUCCCAUAACCUCUGAACCUGAAGAAGUCCUCUCCAAAACCAUCCUCAAAACUAACCGUGCUCCACUCGUCCUCGCCUUUGCAGUUGCAGUGACAAAAUACACUAUGCCCGAACAACCGCUCUCCAGUCGACUAAGCCUAGCUCAGACGGUUGUUAGUGCGAAUAGUCGUAGUAAAGCCAUUAGUUUGGGGAUUGAGUCAUCUGCUGCUGCUGUUGAUGAAGAAGGGAAAGGUCAACCUACAGUCAGGGUUUUGGGUAGAGAGAUUUCGGUGUUGAAGAGGUGGGAUUAUGAUCCUGAUGAGGGUCGGCCUGAAGGGGAUGACGCGGUAGAUGAAAUAUUGUCUAACUCCACGACAAAUACCGGGCUGCCUCCGCUUUGGGGUCUUGAUCUCGAGGCUUUGAGGAAACGGGAUAGUGUCAGCGCCAAGGGAAAUCCAGGUUAUCGGUCGACAUCGAAUCUUCCAAUACACACUCCGGAAGUAGCUCGGUCGUACUUACUCAAAUCUUUCACGAUGAUGAAAGAAAUAGACGACAAUACAGAAAAAGCCGACACCUCCAAGAAAAAAAAACCUAGAGAAUCUACUGCCGAGAAGGAGAGAUGCCUAGGCCUAUUACUUCAAGUAUUGGAUAUAUUGUUUUCCUCCUGGGCUUCAACACUGUCGGCAGAAGAACUUGAUAGACGGGCUUGGACUUGGUAUGUACGCGUACGACCCGAGGUUCAAGCAGGAGUUGCGGGAUGGGGUGAGAAGGGGAGGUUAAAUCUCGCUGAUAUACUGUCUUUGAAGCGGUGAUCAAUCUUUACAGGUUGAUAGUG
Messenger RNA from Talaromyces stipitatus ATCC 10500, 1166 nucleotides. RefSeq lists its product as uncharacterized. Bases 1 to 1143 code for a protein of 380 amino acids. The transcript is spliced from 2 exons. The record is from RefSeq and is a predicted model, not a curated record. NCBI's taxonomy places the organism in Eukaryota, Fungi, Ascomycota, Eurotiomycetes, Eurotiales, Trichocomaceae.